Molecule: messenger RNA, 1569 nt
Organism: Talaromyces marneffei
Lineage: Eukaryota; Fungi; Ascomycota; Eurotiomycetes; Eurotiales; Trichocomaceae
Exons: 3
Coding region: 1-1569 (522 amino acids)
Molecular function (GO): oxidoreductase activity, acting on paired donors, with incorporation or reduction of molecular oxygen; heme binding; monooxygenase activity
Source: RefSeq, a predicted model, not a curated record
AUGCAUCUGUCUAGAUUGCUUGCGUUAUUUGUCGUCGGACUUCUCAUCUACAGAACAAUCAAAUCCAGACUUCGAAAGCGUCGAGUCAGACAGAAAGAGGCUCAGCUAGGAUGUCUACCACCGCCGGUCUUCACGUUGACGAAUAGCAUAGGUUUGCCUAUAAAGAAGGAAUCUAUACAAGCUACGAACGAAGACCGGAGCCCUCAGUACAUUAUGAAUACAAUGGACAGCAUCUCCCCCAACUGCCACACAGUUCGUGUGCCCGUAUUCGACUACGAGAUCUUCGUCACUCGCGACCCGGAGAACAUGAGAGCCAUCUUCUCGACGCAGAGUAACGACUUUGACAUAUCCUACUUCCGCCAAAUGAGCUGGCUACCAAUGAUAGGCAAGGGAAUUUUCACAACCCGGGGCUGGAAUUGGAAACAUUCUCGCUUACGACUCCGACCACAGUUCGCGCGAGAUAUUGUGUCAGACGUUGAUCGCGAACAGAGACACGUCGAGGCUCUCAUGAAAAGAUUGCCUAGCGACGCAGUAACCAAAUGGACCGACAAGGUAGACCUGCAACCACUCUUCUUCAACUUCACGCUCGACACUGCAUCGGAGUUCUUGUAUGGUCAAUCCGUGCAUUCGCAACAGGGUAACCAAGAAGGAAUUGAAAUGGCGACACAUUUGUAUAAUGCGAAAAUGACGGUUCAUCGACGCAUUGAACUGGACAAGUUUUACUGGCUAAUCAACACUAGCAAGUUCCGCAAGGCCUUCAAUAGUCUUCACAAGUGGGUUGAUGGGAUUGUCGCGGCGAGACUUGAGCAAAUCAAACAACAGCAGAAAUGGGUUGGCUUUGGCGAUGAUGAGCCCAAACAACCUCAACGAUUUGUGCUUCUUGAUGAACUGGCCAAGGAUACGCAAGACCUGAGUGAACUUCGCAAUGAGACCUUGAACGUCCUUGUCGCUGGCCGCGAUACCACCGGAUCUCUCCUGGGCUGGGUCUUUUACUUCCUCGCCCGCCACCCAGACGUUUACGCCAAGUUGCGUGAGAUCGUGAUAGCUACCUUUGGCGCUCAUCCAACGCGCACAAAAAUUGAUUUCAACAUCCUCCGCAACUGCGCGUAUUUGCAACACGUCAUGAAAGAAGCCCUGCGCGUUGCGACGGUUAUCCCUAUGAACGAACGAGUAGCCUUGCGCGAUACAACAUUGCCCGUUGGAGGAGGCGAGGACUGGAAGGGGAAAGUGUUCAUUCCUGCCGGUACGCAGAUUCUGAUCCCUACGUAUGCGAUGCAGCACCGAAAGGAUCUUUGGGGUCCGGAUGUUGAGGAGUUCAAGCCUGAGAGGUGGGAAGCGAAGAAGCAACCUGGGUGGGAGUUCAUUCCUUUUGGGGCUGGGGAUCGGAAAUGCUUGGGUCAGCAAUUCGCUUUCACUGAGACGGGCUACGUAAUCGUCCGGUUCUGUCAACGCUUUGAUAAGAUGGAGAAUGUGGAGGAAGGUGAUGGGAGGAUUCGGCUUCAUCAUGCGAUUGAGAAUAGGAGUGGGACCGGUGUUCAGGUCAAAUUGCAUGAAGCGGACUAUGAGUAA